Perognathus longimembris pacificus (Pacific pocket mouse) is the source of this 717-nucleotide messenger RNA. RefSeq names its product 14-3-3 protein epsilon-like. Gene Ontology annotation, biological process: signal transduction. Bases 1 to 717 code for a protein of 238 amino acids. The transcript has a single exon. NCBI's taxonomy places the organism in Eukaryota, Metazoa, Chordata, Mammalia, Rodentia, Heteromyidae. The record is from RefSeq and is a predicted model, not a curated record. Gene Ontology annotation, cellular component: cytoplasm.
AUGGAUGAUCGGGAAGCUCUGGUGUACCAGGCGAAGCUGGCUGAGCAGGCUGAGCGAUACGACGAAAUGGUGGAAUCAAUGAAGAAAGUAGCAGGAAUGGAUGUGGAGCUGACAGUUGAAGAAAGAAAUCUCCUAUCUGUUGCGUAUAAAAAUGUGAUUGGAGCUAGAAGAGCCUCCUGGAGAAUAAUUAGCAGCAUCGAACAGAAAGAAGAAAACAAGGGAGGAGAAAACAAACUAAAAAUGAUUCAGGAAUAUUGGCAAAUGGUUGAGACUGAAGUAAAGUUAAUCUGUUGUGACAUUCUGGAUGUACUCGACAAACACCAUAUUCCAGCAGCUAACACUGGCGAGUCCAAUGUUUUCUAUUAUAAAAUGAAAGGGGACUACCACAGGUAUCUGGCUGAAUUUGCCACAGGAAAAGACAGGAAGGAGGCUGCGGAAAACAGCCUAGUGGCUUAUAAAGCUGCUAGUGAUAUUGCAAUGACAGAACUUCCACCAACGCAUCCAAUUCGUUUAGGUCUUGCUCUCAACUUUUCCGUAUUCUACUAUGAAAUUCUUAAUUCUCCUGACAGGGCCUGCAGGUUGGCAAAAGCAGCUUUUGAUGAUGCAAUUGCAGAUCUGGAUACUCUGAGUGAAGAAAGCUAUAAGGACUCUACACUUAUCGUGCAGUUGUUAUGUGAUAAUCUGACACUAUGGACUUCAGACAUGCAGGGACGGUGA